GUGUGGUAAUUUCCAUUGAAUAUUAAAGUUGCUCGAGGCUCUUGAUUUCUUGUUUAAGUGCGAAGUAGUUUAUAUAUGCCUACCGUAAUUACAUUCUUACAAAGAAUAGAAAUAAGUCGGUAUUCUCUCGUUCAAAAGUCGACGCUUCAAGCAGUGCUCUCAUAGUAUCAAGCUACAUUCACCAUGGCCAAAAGUGACGACAACGCAUGGCAAGAAGCGUGCCUCGUCAAGGGUGGAACUAAACUCGUAAUCAGUACUGCGGUUGGCUUCAUACUUGCUGCAGUAAUGCCUACUCGGAAAAGAGUGUGUGCAGCCGUGCCAUGGUUCGCCAAAAAGAAUGUCUGGGCCCUGUCGGGACUGGGCGUCGGUUUGGGUCUAGCGGCAGCUACUUGCGCCCAAGAACAAGUCACACAAUCGAACACGAAAUCAGCGUGCGCCGGCAAAAAGACUCAAAAAGCCUCCGAACAUUCUUUGUGGAGGACCAAAGUAGGGCUCAAGACCGAAUCCAAAACCUCCGACGAAAAAUGAUGUCUUCCCUGUUUCAAAAUUUCCGACCACUUGUAAUUCUGUGCUUUCAACUCCGACGACUAAAUGCAAAAAUGAAAAUUUCAGAAUUCAUAAACUGAUUUUGGGGUACUUUAUUUUAAAACGAGGAACGCCUGUGCGUUUGGAGUUCAAACUCGAUUUAACUUUUCGGUUUCUUAAAUUUAAGUAUCCUAAGUAUCUAAGUAGGCGUCGCAGAGCGGCCUAAUGCGCAGGAAAAGCGACUUAUAAAUAGACACAUACAUUCAAAGUAAGCAAAGUAGCCUCGAUCAAAAGUAACAAUCGAGUGCGAUCAAGUGUUAAAAUCCUGCGGUUGAGCUCUCGAGUUCAAUCCUACUUAAUACGGGAAAGGCCCAGUCGUAGUAACCGCAGGAUCGAUCCCAUUAAAUGAUUAUAGAGGCCAAUUUUUUUGGCGGCUAUUCAAACAAAUAUUACAACAUAAUUUUUUAAAAUU
Bemisia tabaci is the source of this 997-nucleotide messenger RNA. RefSeq lists its product as uncharacterized. The record is from RefSeq and is a predicted model, not a curated record. NCBI's taxonomy places the organism in Eukaryota, Metazoa, Arthropoda, Insecta, Hemiptera, Aleyrodidae.